Molecule: messenger RNA, 4100 nt
Organism: Xenopus laevis (African clawed frog)
Lineage: Eukaryota; Metazoa; Chordata; Amphibia; Anura; Pipidae
Gene: maml1.S
Product: mastermind-like protein 1
Exons: 5
Coding region: 651-3746 (1031 amino acids)
Source: RefSeq, a predicted model, not a curated record
UCUGAGCUUGGUAAACUAGAGCAACUUCAGGGAGGCAUUUCUAAUCGCAGACUGCGCCCUCUGACGUACACCAAUCUCUAAUAAUUUGCUUUGAACUUGGUAAACUACUAGAGCAACUUCAGGGAGGCAUUUCUAAACGCAGACUGCGCCCUCUGACGUAAACCAAUCACUAACAAUUUGCUUCUGAGCUUGGUAAACUACUAGAGCAACUUCAGGGAGGCGUUUCUAAACGCAGGCUCCGCCCUCCGACCUAAGCCAAUCAGCGCUGCUCGCUUUCGAUUGGUUUUCCGCAUUCUCAUCCAUUUCUGUGAGGGCAAACACUGCUCCCGAAGAUCCGUUUACAAAACACCGACGUCACUGCGCUGACUCCUCCCGCUCGAAGCGUUUAUUGGUCGGGUCCUCUGCCUAUCAUUGUGACGCUCGCAGCCCUUUCCUCUGCAGAGGAAAAAAAAAAAGUACUUUCAAGAUGGCGGACGCUGAGAUAACAAUGGCAAGCGGGCGGCGGCGGAGGCGUUAGGGGCUGCGAGGCGGGAGAGGAACGGAUGCACGCGAUUUUGUACGCCGAGCAGAUUUAGAGGACUGCCAUUUUAAGAGGCCCCGGGUAUGAUAGUGGAAUUCCCGGAAUAGUCCGUCUUCACCUCUCCCCACAGAUGGCGGAUUUUGUGGUCCCCCGACACAGCGCCGUGAUGGAGCGUUUGCGCCGACGCAUAGAACUAUGUCGGAGACAUCACGGUACGUGCGAGUCGCGUUACGAAGCCGAGGCUGGGGAGAGGCUGGAGCUGGAGAGGCAACACACGUUCCAGUUACACCAGCGCUGCCUGCAGACCAAGGCCAAGAGGGCCGGCAAGCAAAGACAGACGCAGCCUAUUCCUAAUACGGAGUCUGGAGCGGCCAGGGGGAAUCCGAGCACAAGCGGCAGCCUGGAGACUGAUGGAGCAGGAGGCAGCGGAGAUCAGUGUAGGAACAGCACUCUCAUCGCGCAGCUCCAUGAAACUGUUAAAAGAAAGCUGGAUAAUGCAGCUUCCCCACAAAAUGGGGAUCAGCAGAAUGGAUAUGGAGACAUGUUUUCUGUGCCUAAGAAAUUGAGACACGACGAUGCACUUGGCGGUGUUAUUGGUUCAUCAAAUGGGAUGCCUCCUGUUUCUCCCCUAAAUCAGCUGGAUCACAAACCUCCCAAUGGAGACUCGUUGCAUUUAAAUGGGAAUCACUCGAUUGGACUAGAUGGCCACACUAAAAAGUGUCUUUCAGACGGUGGUCUGCAGCUUAACGGUAAUGGAGAUGCGGAUGACUUCUCUCUUUGUUUAAGCAAAGAGAUGAAACAAGAACCGAUAGAUGAUCUACCUUGUAUGCUGUCUGGAGUGGGUGGUUCUAUAUCUCAAAACAACCUGAUGCCAGACCUUAACUUAAAUGAGCAGGAAUGGAAGGAGCUCAUAGAAGAACUUAACAAAUCUGUACCAGAUGAAGAUAUGAAGGACCUUUUCAAUGACGAUUUUGAAGACAAAAAAGAUAUAGAUGCUUCAAACUCUGCAACGCAAACUCCUCUGGCUCAAGAUAUCCACAUAAAGACCGAGUUUUCUCCAGCCGCAUUUGAUCAUGAGUCCCAUGGAUCACCACAAUGUAGAUCAGCAUCAUCUGGCCCUUUUGUUGGUGCUCCAUCGGCACCUGCCAGCAGUGCAUCUCCAGGUGUUUGUAGUUCUCAGACUGUGUUCCAGUCAGCUGGUCAGGCAGUGACUGAGUCCUCUAACCAGGCUUUGAUGCAAUCCUCAAACCAGCCACCAAAUGUGCAGAGAUCUUUACCCAACGUGUUAAUGCCUUUGCAGGGUAAUCCAACUGCCAAAGAGAUGUCGUCCGCCCAACAGCUUCAGCAGAUUGCAGCCAAGCAGAAACGAGAUCAGUUGUUACAGAAUCAGCCGGUUCACCAGACUAAUCAAAUGCCCAACUGGCCCCAGUCCAGGUCAUCACAGAGUCCUUUAGGAGUUUCAUACACUAUGGAAAAGCCAACGAGCCCUUCUGUUUACUCACAAGACUUUACCAAUCAGAAAAUGAUGAUGUCUAACCUAAACAAGAGUUCCCCUCGUGGUGGAGCAAAUUACAUGCAGCCAAAUCGUGUAAAUAUGAUUGGCCAGAAGCCUGCAAACAACUUAAACGCUAAUCCUGCUGCGGCCCCAAAUGCCAUGCUGGACUAUGGCAAUACAAUACCCCUUUCCCAUUUUGAGACUCAGCGGGGACCUGGCGUCGUGAACCAGAACCAGAAUAAACCAGGCAUGUUACCAUAUCCACAGCGUCAACAGCAACAAUUGUCACACAUGUCGGAGGAACAGAAGUCUAUGUUUCUUCUAAAACGAAAGGCUGGAAUGCAAUACAGGCCUUUAGUGUCACACGGCCAGGACCUUAACAUAACUUCAAGUGUACCCCGUGCCCCCGUAUCUGUGGCAGGGCCUGGAGUGGUUGCACAACCGCCAGUAGCCUCUAUGGCAGGGAAUCACAAUAAUGCUGCAUACGUAAGUGGUCAGCAACAGGCCGUAAUGAAACAGCAGCUCCUUUUGGAGCAGCAGAAGCAAAGAGAGCAGAAACAGCUUCUUUUGGAGCAGCAUAAGCAGCAAAUUCAGAUGGCACAAAGGCAGCAGCAUCUCCUUGCGGAACAGGAGAAACAGCGCCACCAACAGGAACAGCUCCAACGACAUCUGACUAGACCUCCACCACAGUACCAGGAUCAGUCACAGAAUUCUUACCCUCAGCAGGCUGUUGGGCCAUUCCCAGGAUCCUCGACCGUUAUUCCUGGAGUGAAUAAUAUUUCACAGCCCACCUCUGGCACCCCUCGGAUUUUUUCUCAGACGCAACAAAUGAUGCAGAUGGGAGGAGGUCACACAACUGUUCCACCAUUAACAUCCGGUUCCAACUCUCAAGACCGUUCUGUUUCCCAGUACCCCAGUCUCCAGACUGUGCAGCGUGGUGGUAUGUACAACAUGGGAUCUGGUCUCUCGCAGAUAAUAGGUAAUCAUGCAACGCAAAAUAACAUACCCAAUGGUCAACCGCAGAUACAGAGACAGGCAAGUAAUCCUCACCCUGCUGGCUAUGGACCGAAUCCUAUGGUAAACUCUGGGUUACCACAACAGCACAACAAACUGGGUAUUAAUACUGCCGUGACAAAGGCCCAGAUUCCAAGAAUGCCUUCUGCCAUGUCUUCACAGAACCCUACAUGGCCAAACCAAGGCAUGCAGAACAUAAACAGUCAACCCCAAGGAAAUGGUGGUUUGGGUGCAUUUAGUGCAGCCAGUGCCUCUUUUCAUCUCCAGCAGACUCACCACAAAUUGGGCAACCAACAGUUUGGCCAAGGCAUGCCACAGGUUGGUCUUGCAACCAGUCGACCCAUGACAUCAAUAAACCAGUCUGUUACUGGUCAGAUGAUGCCGUACAUGGCAUCCCAGCAAAGGACAAACCCUGCAAGUCAGCAACCACCACCCAAUCAGCAGGUCCUACCAGUGAUGAACCAGACUGUGGCAGAUAUAACGGCAUUCAGCCAGAAUACUGGCCAGCAGAUGACUAAUAGAGCCGGACUCCACUGUAAUCAGAAUUAUCAGGUGAGAUCAGCCAGUCAGGACUUGCCUUUCGGCUAUAGCAAUCAACCCGGCAGUAGCGGGCUACAGAAUUUGUCUGGUGAUGCUGACCUGUUGGACUCUUUACUGAAAAACAGGACUUCCGAAGAGUGGAUGAAUGACUUGGAUGAGUUGCUUGGCAAUCAUUGAUAUUGGGGCGGAUAAUUUCUUUUUCUCUUAUUUAGCUAAUAUUUUCAAAUAUGUUAGUACAUUUUUAUAAAAAGAAAAAGUGAAAAAAAAAAACCAUCAUUGUUUGGACCAAAAAUCUCCACCAUGUCGGCGAGGCUGGAACGCAAGCUGCGAUGCUGCUUUAUCUUUCUAUUUUCUUAGUCAGUGCCUGGAGCAUAUUAGGAGGGGGGGGGGUCUCUGCUUCUCACUGUGGCGUGUCACUAAACUUGGCAGGAAACACUUUAAAAUGCCUUAUGUUCUAUGCACAUCGGUGUGCACAAGGCAGUAAGCUUUUGGUUAAAGUUCCAUAGUUGACAUUAAAAUGUCUAAAGCUGC